AUGGCUGCUGCUUUUCUGGACACGUCACCGUUUCCGCGAAACACACAGAUCCUUCCAUCAUCACUGCACGGAGAUAUUCGCCAUCAAAUCUCUAUUCCAAGCAAAAUUCCGGCGACGAUGAUGCCACCGGAGCUGCAGCCGCGGCUGUUCCGGCCGCAUAUAUCCUCUUCCUCCAGUGAACCAAUUUUGUCUUCUCCCUCUUACUCCCCUCACAUGAGCCCUGCCUCCUCCAGAAACUUCAUCGAUCGAACUCCUGGAUGUCGCUGA
Microthlaspi erraticum is the source of this 267-nucleotide messenger RNA. The record is from the annotation of a GenBank genome assembly. NCBI's taxonomy places the organism in Eukaryota, Viridiplantae, Streptophyta, Magnoliopsida, Brassicales, Brassicaceae.